Messenger RNA from Limanda limanda (common dab), 3334 nucleotides. RefSeq names its product rhomboid 5 homolog 1b (Drosophila) (gene rhbdf1b). Bases 116 to 2680 code for a protein of 854 amino acids. Gene Ontology annotation, cellular component: endoplasmic reticulum membrane. Gene Ontology annotation, biological process: regulation of epidermal growth factor receptor signaling pathway; regulation of protein secretion. The record is from RefSeq and is a predicted model, not a curated record. The transcript is spliced from 19 exons. Gene Ontology annotation, molecular function: serine-type endopeptidase activity. NCBI's taxonomy places the organism in Eukaryota, Metazoa, Chordata, Actinopteri, Pleuronectiformes, Pleuronectidae.
AACUUAUGAAGUGACACCGGCCGCAGCGGAGGAUCCGUUCCGUGCCGAGCCGGGCCGGGCCGCAGGGAACCGGACCAAGCGCUGAAGCUGGCAGGCGUAGAUAGAGGCAGCGAGCAUGGAUGAGCCGGGGAGCAGGAACAGCAGCCUGCAGAGGAAGAAGCCACCGUGGCUCAAACUGGACAUCCCCACCAUCCAGCUCACACCAGAUGACUCGUCCCCCCAACUCCAGCCAGUCAAGCGCCUGCGCAGUGUCAGCAUGCCGGGGGAAAACCCUCAGACCCGCAUCGCUGUCCUGGAGACUUCAAACAACUACCUCAGACCUCCUCUGCAGAGACAGCCGUCCAUCACACAGUCUAUCAAGAGGGGUACGGCCGACUGGUUUGGCGUGAGCAAAGACAGCGACAGCACCCAGCGAUGGAGGAGGAAGAGCCUGCAGCACUGCAGCCAUCUGUACGGAGGCCUGAAGGCUCAGGUGAUGAGGGAAAUGGAGCUCCACAGCCAGGACAACCUCUCCCUGGCCAGCACUGAGACCCCUCCUCCCCUCUACCUCCCUCCCCUCCACCCCAGUCACCACCACUAUGGCAUGCAGAGGAUCGUAGACCCCCUGGCCCGGGGUCGUGCCUUCCGCAUGGUGGAAGAGGUGGACGGCUUCAGUGUCCCACAAACUCCCCUCACACCCGGCACCGCCUCCCUCUGCUCCUUCUCGAGCUCCCGCUCCGCCCUCAACCGGCUGCCGCGAAGACGCAAACGGGAAUCUGUUGCUGUCAUGAGUCUCAAAGCUGCUGCAGCACUUAUUCAGGGCCGGACGUUAGGAGACGGCACCGCCGGGCGACAUCGACGCCGGAGUUUCAUGCUUCCUAGUUUCUAUGAAGACGACACCGUGGACCUUUCUGAUGAUCUGGACACUUCCUUCUUCACCAGAGACGGUCUGCAUGACGAGCUGUCCACUUAUGCAGAUGAGGUUUUCGAAUCACCGUCAGAGGCUGACCUCAAAUAUGCGGAUGAGAGCGAGCUCACAGGAAGUGCCCUGGAUAAGAAUGAACUGGAGAUGAGUCACCUCAUGCUGCCUUUGGAGCGAGGAUGGCGCAAAGCAAAAGACGUCUCUCUGGUCCAGCCCAAAAUGCGUCUCAAACAGGAAGUGGUUAGUGUCAACAGCCAACAGCAGCGCGGACAACGGAUCGUGAUUCCGGUUAAGAAGCUGUUUGCCCGAGAGAAGAGGCCUUACGGGCUCGGCAUGGUUGGACGUCUCACAAACCGGACGUACCGCAAGCGCAUUGACAGCUUUAUCAAGAGGCAGAUCGAAGACAUGGAUGAUCACAGGCCUUUCUUCACCUACUGGAUCACAUUCGUCCACUUGCUCAUCACCAUUCUGGCAGUUACUAUCUACGGCAUCGCCCCUGUGGGCGUCUCACAACAUGAAACUAUUGAUUCUGUGUUGAGGAACAAAGGAGUUUAUGAAAGUGUGAAGUUUGUGCAACAAGAAAACUUCUGGGUGGGACCGAGCUCUGAGGCGCUGAUCCACCUGGGAGCCAAGUUUUCCCCGUGCAUGCGUCGGGACGAAGAGAUCCAGAUACUGAUGCAGGAAAAGAGAGCGAGCGAGAGAGAGUCUGGCUGCUGCGUGAGGAACGACCGCUCCGGCUGCCUGCAGACGUUACAGGAGGAUUGUACGAGCACCCUGGCCGUGUGGGUGAAGUGGCCUCAGCACCCGAGUGCUCCCUAUCUGAAGGGUGAGCUUCGUCAGCAUGGUGCAGUCUGCCACCAGGACCCCAGAAUUUGUCUGGAGCCAGCCUCAGUUUCACCUCAUGAGUGGCCUGAUGACAUCACCAAGUGGCCAGUCUGCACAAGGUACAACUCUGGGAAUCACACCAACCUCCCCCACAUAGACUGCACCAUCACAGGCCGGCCCUGCUGCAUCGGAACCAAAGGACGGUGUGAAAUCACUUCCAGAGAGUAUUGUGACUUUAUGCACGGCUACUUCCAUGGAGAGGCUACUCUCUGCUCACAGGUGGCGUGUAUGGAUGAUGUGUGUGGUUUGCUGCCUUUUCUCAACCCAGAGAUCCCAGACCAGUUUUCCCGACUCUGGCUGUCUCUCUUUCUUCAUGCAGGGAUCCUGCACUGCCUGGUGUCAGUGUUGUUCCAGAUGACGGUGCUGAGGGACAUAGAGAAGCUGGCUGGCUGGCUGAGAAUCUCCAUCAUCUACAUGCUCAGCGGCAUCACUGGAAACUUGGCCUCAGCCAUCUUCCUGCCUUACAGAGCAGAGGUGGGUCCGGCAGGCAGCCAGUUCGGUAUCCUGGCCUGCCUGUUCGUGGAGCUGUUUCAGAGCUGGCAGAUCCUCGAGCGACCCUGGUGGGCGUUUGCCAAGCUGGUGGCCAUCUCGGUCUUCUUCUUCUCCUUCGGUUUGCUGCCGUGGAUCGACAACUUUGCGCACAUCUGCGGCUUCAUAUCGGGAUUCUUCCUGUCCUUCGCCUUCCUGCCGUACAUCAGUUUUGGGCCUUCUGACAUGUACCGCAAACGGGUCCAGAUCUGCAUCUUCUUGCUGGUCUUCUUCGCCCUGCUCGCCGCCUUGGCCGUUCUCUUCUACGUCUACCCCGUCAAGUGCGACUGGUGCGAGUACCUCACCUGCAUCCCCAUCACUAACAAGUUCUGCGAUAAGUACGACCUGAACGCCCACCCCCUCUGAACCACAUGGGUGUUUCCUACACGAAUAUUCAUGCACAUGGGAGUGAAACAGGACUGAAAAAGACUAACGGUUGACUAAUGUGUGACUGAUCUCUAGCUGGGCUAAUCACUGACCAGUCACACAUAGAGGGGAUGGGAGGGGUAAUACAGGCGACUGAUCCUUGCCAAAUAAUGUACCUCUCUUCUUACGGGACUCAACAGCACCCCUCAGUGGCCAAAAGGAACCUCCCACCCUGCCUUCUUCUGCAGAGGAGGAGCUGAGGAGAUUUGUUUUGUACUUUGUUUUACUGUCCUAACAGUUUAAUCCAUUUAUUGGAUUUUCUUAGAGUUAAAACUCGCCAGUAAAUGUGACUCUGACUGUGCCUUAUUGACACACAAUCACACACACAAACGUUGUUUUGUGCCAUGUGUCAGUUUGUGUCAGCGGUUUCUGGCAUUACAGGUCGUUAUUAAUGUAGCUUUGUCUAAACAGUUUUUCACAAUCUGACAAAAUCCCGUAAAAUAUGUGUUGACACAGCCUUUAAUGCACUUCUGUCACGGAUGGACUGUUUUUUUAUAUUCACCCUGUGUCUCAAUAGCCUGUGCAGAGGGGAAUUUGUGAUGUUUGUUUUUUAAGUUGAAAGUGGUUGCGUUUUAGCUACCGGACAAUAAAGAC